GUAUGCGUGUGUGUGUGUGUGUGUGUGGUGUGUGACGUAGGAUUGGGCGAAUUUGAAAACAUCGGUGAGGUAAUCGAUCGAUCGAACAAACUGCCCAUCCCUUACUCUCAUUUAUCGAUAAAUAGUCAGAAAGCGAUUGUAUCGCGGCCAUCACGGGAUGGGACUCAUGGGACGGGGGGCAGUCGUCGUCAGUCGUCGUUGUAGUCGUCAGUCUUCAGUGGUCCUCAGUUCCGCUCGGGCUCGGUUCCAGUCGGUAGUGUGUUAACGCUGGCGUUCGUUACGGAAGCUGGGAAAAAUCACGGAGUAAAGGGCGUGUAAGAUGUACGAGUGCCGGAGCUCUCGGACUCUUGGCUCGGUCACGGCCUCGGCCUCGGUGACGCCGCCGGGAGCGACGACGAGCAGCGGCGCGUGGAACACGACGACGAGAGCAGCGCGCGGAUACAAUCGAGUAGCUGUGGCUUAGCUGUCGAGUGUCGAAAGUAAGGAGAGCCCACAGCUAAGGAGCUGUCCGCGAGAGAGCGAGAGACGCGAGACGCGAGAGAUGUCUGCGUCCUAAGGAGUCGUGUACCGAUCGACCGACCGAUCGACCGACCGACCGACCGACGGAUGGAUGGACGGAUGUCUUGGCCGAUUUCUCGUCGUUGCUGACGCGAUGCCCUUUGCUGAAAAUUCCACGAACUUAUCUUAGACAAGCGCGCGUGACUCUCGAGCACUCGGUGAAAUGUUUUCGUCGCCGGCGUCAGCGGCGGGCGAGCCGUCGGGCUACGAUUUUCAGAAAGAGGAGAACGCUGCCAAGUGGAAGGGAGUGUUUGUCAACUCCCUGCGCAAGGUACUAGAACAAGUACAUCCUAGUCUUGAAGCUCGACAAGAUGCCUUAGACUACGUGGAGAGUUUAAUUUUAAGAAUGCUAGGCAUGCUUUGUGGACAUCCACCUCCUCAGACUCCUCAAGAUGUAGAGGAAAGAGUAAGACGAACGUUUCCUACACCCAUCGAUAGAUGGGCUCUUCGUGAUGCGAGAGAUGCUUUAGAGAAAGGAAAAAAGAAGUCGCCGUUAGUACUACCAGUUGACAAGAUUCAUCAGUUAUUACAAAAAGAAGUAUUACAGCAUAAAAUUGAUUCGCAAGUUAGUCUUUUUGUAGUCGGUGUUUUGGAAUACAUUUCCGCUGAUAUUUUGAAGCUAGCUGGAAAUUAUGUGAAAAAUAUUCACCAUGUAGAGAUUUCCUGUGAAGACAUAAGAGUCGCGAUGUACGCGGAUGUGGUACUGAUGGACAUGUUUCAUCAAGAUGAUUGUACGGAAGGUCCACAGAGUAGCUUGGGUACAGUUGUUUCGCAGACUUAUGAAGAGUCUGUUCGAGAUCUCAUUCAUGAUGAACGGCAUUACAUCCGUGACUUACAUAUGAUUAUCAAAGUAUUUCGUGAAGAAAUUGCAAAGUUAGCACAAGAUAAGGGUGAACUGGAGACGCUUUUCAGUAAUAUUACAGAUAUUUAUGAAGUUACUAUGACAUUACUCGGCAGUUUAGAAGAUAUAAUGGAAAUUACUGCUGAAGAGAAACAAACACCUACAGUUGGUUCGUGUUUUGAAGAAUUAGCAGAGGCAGCAGAAUUUGAUGUGUAUAUAAAAUAUGCGAAAGAUAUUAAUAGUCCAGCUAGUCGGGAAGUUUUAACAAAUUUACUAUCAAGACCCGAAGCAAGUGCGGCUCUACGAGCAGCAGGCCAUGGUUUUAAAGAGGCUGUUAAAUAUUAUCUGCCAAAACUUCUAUUGCAACCUAUAUGGCACUGCUUCCUGUAUUUUGAUUACAUAAAGGUUUUACAUACGCGUACAACUAAUACAGAGGAUGCCGAAACGCUGGAACAGGUGCAAGGUUUGUUAAGACCACUACAAAUGGAAUUAAUGCAAUCUGUAGCAAGUCUUCCAAAAAAGGAUACGAGCUUGCGAAUGCAGAGCAGAGCAAGGAGGCAAGCGGUACUGGAGAAAAUUAAUGAACUACAAAAGACUGUAGACGGUUGGGAUCAAAAAGAUAUCGGGCAGUGUUGCAAUGAAUUUAUUAGAGAGGAUACGUUGAAAAAAGUGGCUAGUAAUGGACGAAGAUUAACAGAAAGGAAAGCUUUGUUAUUUGAUGGUUUAUUAAUAUUGUGUAAACCAACUGGUAGUAAAAGAGUCAGCGUUACCGUUGCAGCAGGUAUCGUAGCAGUCGGAGUAGGUGGACAUUCGACUCACCAAGGUGAACUCCGAUUAAAAGAGAGACUUUUCAUUAGAAAAGUCGAUAUUAUUGAUAGAGAAGAUACCGAAGAAUUAAAAAAUGCUUUUGAAAUUGCACCAAGGGACCACCCUAAUGUUAUUCUUGUUGCCAAAUCUGUCGAAGAUAAGAAUAAUUGGAUGGCGGAUUUAGUCAUGUUGAAUACAAAAAGUAUGUUAGAAAGAACUUUAGAUAGCAUCCUCUUGGACGAGGAAAGAAAGCACCCGUUGAGGCUACCUCCAUCUCACUUAUAUAAAUUUGCCGAACAAGAUAGUUCGGAAAAUAUUGUUUUGGAGGCCAGAGAAAAUGGCGGUGUUCCCUUGAUUAAGGGUGCAACUUUGAUAAAAUUAGUAGAGAGAUUAACUUAUCACAUAUAUGCUGAUCCAGCUUUUGUAAGAACAUUCCUUACUACUUACAGGAGUUUUUGCUCACCUCAAGAAUUAUUGACAUUGUUAAUAGAAAGAUUUGAUAUACCAGAUCCUUCAUUAGUCUAUGGUGAAGAAGAAAAACCUUCUGUAUGUAAGACAGCUAGAGAAGAUUGGAAAAGAUAUAGGAAAGAAUUUUGUCAGCCAGUGCAGUUUAGAGUUUUAAACGUUUUAAGACAUUGGGUGGAUCAUCAUUUUUACGAUUUUGAACGUGAUAGAAAUCUUUUGGAAAGAUUGCAAUUAUUUUUGGAUACAGUUAGUGGUAAAUCCAUGCGGAAAUGGGUUGAUUCAGUAAUAAAAAUUGUACAAAGAAAAUGCGAGCCAUCGGAACAACGACCUAUCACAUUUAGUUUUGAACGAUCUCCUCCACCGGUUGAGUGGCAUCUUAAAGUUCCUGAAGAAGAAUAUGGAAUACUUACGUUACAUCCUAUCGAAUUAGCAAGACAAUUAACAUUAUUGGAGUUUGAUCUGUAUAGAACAGUAAAGCCUUCCGAAUUAGUCGGAUCUGUAUGGACAAAAAAGGAUAAGGAAAAGACAUCACCAAAUCUGCUGAAAAUGAUUAAGCAUACAACAAAUUUUACAAGAUGGUUAGAAAAGACAAUAGUAGAAGCUGAAAAUUUCGACGAGAGAUUAGCCAUUAUAUCACGUGCAAUCGAAGUAAUGAUGGUGCUGCAAGAUCUCAAUAAUUUUAACGGCGUUCUAGCUGUUAUCAGUGCUAUGGGAUCGGCUUCGGUUUUCAGAUUAAAGUGUACAUUUCAGCAAUUACCUGCACGAUUAGAAAAAGCGUUGGAAGAAGCACGAGAGCUUAAUAACGACCAUUUUCGGAAGUAUCAAGAGAAACUAAGAUCUAUCAAUCCACCUUGCGUACCAUUCUUUGGUAUGUACUUGACUAAUAUUCUGCAUAUUGAAGAAGGAAAUUCAGAUUAUUUACCAGGAAGUCCGGAGCUUAUUAAUUUUAGCAAACGCCGAAAAGUAGCAGAAAUAACUGGUGAAAUACAACAGUAUCAAAAUCAACCCUAUUGUCUUUUGGUGGAGUCUAGAAUAAGGCAAUUUCUUGAAAAUCUAUGUCCUUUUGAUCCUAAUAUGAAAGACGCGGAUAUAAGCAAUUAUUUAUAUAAUAAAAGCUUAGAAAUAGAACCAAGAGGAUGCAGGCAACCUCCACGAUUUCCGCGUAAAUGGCCAGAGUUGAACUUGAAAUCGCCAGGAAUCAAAGCUAGAAGCGGAAGAUUACCAGCUCCGUUACAUGUGGUAACAUCCAGCGUAAGAUUACACGAGUCUCCAGCGGACGCGUUUCCCCACGGAUUACCGGAAACACCUCCACAUGGAUCACAAAUCACAAUUCCACAUGUAAUGGACCAUAGCGUUUUUGUGCCUGUCUUAUUAGGUAUGCAUUUAUACUUAAAUCACGUAUUAAUUACAAUUAUAAAUAUAACUCUCGUCGUUUAUUCUAUAGCAUCUGUGCCACCGGCAUCACCUAGUCCACCUAGCAUGUCGGCGCUUUCACUCGCUUCGUCGGGUAGCAGCCCUCAAUCUCCUGGACAUUUCUUUACGAAUCCUCAAACUCACUUCGUCUUUAAUAGCACUAUAAACAUGAUAAGUCCUACAACGUCUCUACCGUUGCCAGGUGGCAGUCCCAGUGCAAUACAAACACCAUCGUUUCCCAAUAAUGUACCUCCUAGCCAACCUCCACCACCUUUACCACCCAGACCUAAACCCAGACGAGAAGGUUCAUGCAGCGAAUCGCCGCAACAAGCAAAACAAGCUCCAAAUGCACCAAUUCUUCCUCCGAGAGAUGAUAUUUCGCCACCGCCGUUACCACCGCGACCUGUACCAUCACGACUUCCAGCGACGCUAAACCCGAGUAGUUCGGCAAUAUUAACGCGUCGAAAUUCCACGUUAGAAAAUACAGGCUGUACUGUCAUUCAUCCACGGAGACAUAUGUCUUUUAAUAGUUCUAGCCCUACAAAACUUCCACCAACGCAGCCUAACGGAUCAGUAACGCCGAGGUUACCACCAAAACCUUUACCAGGACGUCCACCUACUACCAUGUUUAAUUUUACCCCUCCUGGACCUAGCUAAGUGUUGCUCUUUCCACACAAUUUUAUUUUUUUACUUUAUUGGAAAAAUAUUUUCAGUCGCAGCUUAGUCCAUUUGGUAAGUAAAGUUGAAAUUUUUUGCCACACAAAAAAACAUAAUCUAAUAUUAGGUUUGACAUGAAUUGCACAUUUUAGCAAAUUUUCAACUAGCGCUAAUCCUCUUAUCUAACCUGUAGCGAUCGUGGUACAGAGAGUCGUGCGUCUACUCUCUAUGCCGAAGAUUCGGGUUAGGUUCAUAUCUCACUGAUUUAAAACAUUUGAUUUUAUUCGACUGUUACCUCUCGCAAGACAAUAGCAAACCACCGAGAGGUAUCUUGUCAAGAGAAUUUCUCUAGAUAAAGCCGUUAAACUGUAAGUCCCGUAUAUCUGUGUAAAUUGUAAACAGCGCACAUCACAGAAAUACGUCGAGAGGUCGCUACGCUCUGAUAAGAGUUAAGGACUAGAUGUAUGUAUGUAAUUCUCUUAUUUCACCAACCCGCGUGUUGUCCGAGUUCCAAGUUUUAAUGAUGCCCAUCCUCUUUUUUGAUUCGCGAGAACGAUUUGACCAAGAAUAAAAGUAGAAUAACACAAAGUCUAAAGUGUAUGAUGUUAGCCCCCCCCCUUUUUUUUUGAAAAUUACAAUUUCGAAAGUUGCGUGCUGUCCGAGUAUCAAUUGUUAUUUGGAAUGAGCAUGAAGUGAGACAAGGGCAAAGCGUAAAGUUGAAAAUAGGCCGGCAAGUACAAUUCGUGCAGAGUCCUGAUAGAUUGAUGGAUUGCAAAUAAAGUAUUUGUAUUAGUGCCAAAUUAUUAAAUGCAAAAAUAGAAAAAAAUGUUAAAUGAUUAUUUGAUAAUUUUUUUGAUAAAUUUUCAAGUUUUCCUAUUUAAAAUAGUACUUAGUAUUUUUAUCACAUUUUAUAAUCUUACUGAAUAGACUACGCUCAGUAUCAGUUACCUGAAUGGCUUCCUUUAAAUUCCCAUCUCUCCUUCAAACACAACUGUGAUAUAGUUUUCAUGUAAAAAAUAUGUUAAUGUAAUUAGACAUUUAGCUCUUAAAGUAAUAGACGUAAGAAAGUGAUGUGUAUCGAAAUGAACAUGUAUACAAAAACAUGUACACACACACGCACACACGCGCGCACGCGCACACACACACACACACACACACACACACACA
Molecule: messenger RNA, 5908 nt
Organism: Solenopsis invicta (red fire ant)
Lineage: Eukaryota; Metazoa; Arthropoda; Insecta; Hymenoptera; Formicidae
Gene: Sos
Product: protein son of sevenless
Exons: 19
Coding region: 722-4741 (1339 amino acids)
Biological process (GO): Ras protein signal transduction; positive regulation of GTPase activity
Cellular component (GO): nucleosome; plasma membrane
Molecular function (GO): DNA binding; guanyl-nucleotide exchange factor activity; structural constituent of chromatin
Source: RefSeq, a predicted model, not a curated record